GUUUUCUAUUUUUUAAUCAAUGCAUUUCAGUAAAGAUGUGUGUGUUUUGUCCUGUAUUUUUCACAAUCUUUGCUUGAAAUCAGUCAAUCAAUCAAUUUAUUUAUAAUUAACUCACUAAAGCAGAAGGUUGUUCCUGUAUAUUAUCAUUAUUACACUAUAUGGCCCCUUAUCUAAUCAUAAAAUUCUCUGCAGUACAUUUGUCACUUCACAUUCAAUGUUUUACUUUAAAAUGUUUUAUAAAGAAAGUAACUUAAAAUGAAUGCUUGCAUCACCUUUGAAUGCUGAUAGCAUAAAAAAUAACGACUUUUACAUAACAAGUACUCUGUUACGUAAUACAGUGUGUUAGUAACUUGCACAACACUGUUGUCAGAAUGCAAUAACCAUAUAAACAGGAGGCUCCACCCAAACUACGCCUGAACUCCAUGUUUUUGUUGCUGAGAAAGUCCUGACUUUACAGAGUGAAGUCCUAAGUGCAGCUGUGUGUUCUGUGACAGAUCAGAAUCUGUUGGAAAAGUUUAAAUCAGUCAAGUUUAACUUCAAAGCUUUAAAGCCUGCAGGAUGAGAUCAACUCUUCUAUUUGUUGGUUUUUCCUUUUAUAAACUCGCUAAAAAUACACCCAAAAUUUAAAAAAAAAAAUGAAGGAUGUCCUCAAAAAAAGUUAAACAAAAACUAGGAUUUCUAACAGAGCCUCACAAGUCGCUUUUCUCCUUCAAAAUCUGCUGGAAUUACGUUGAUCGUAUUAACGGUUGAAAAGUAACUGAGUGUUAGAGAUUUUGUAGAUUUGUCACCGACAAUGCCUCAGGAGUUAAAGGGUUAAAAAGUGAUCUGAUAAUCCAUAAAGGACUAAACUGCCAAUUAUUUUUCUUAAAUCACAUCCAAAAACUCUCCAGUAGAUAAGAAUCUUUAAUUAGGAUUCUAAAAGUAUGGCACACACCUUGAUGUUUUCUGUGAUGCAUGAACUGUAAUUGCUUAAUUGCCGCCCACAUGGUGGACCUUUGACCGCGGAGCAGGUGACUGCCUUCUCCGCGGUUCCAGAUUGAACACCUCUCCAGACGUCCAUGACACAAGACACUGUUAAAUAACUCAGCCUUUAGGCUCACCCUUGACCCGCCAAAGUCCCUGCUCGGAGAAGAAGAGGAGGGUCGUAGACAGGCUGAGGGCACGAUAACAGCUAAUCAGUGACAGGUGGAAUCUCUCUUCAGACUCGGACGGUGAACAGAAGAGAGCUGACAUGGCGGCAUACAAGCCCAGGGUAAUUUCUCUGACUAAAAAGCCGAAACAGACCUUCGGCUUCUUUCUGAGGCUGGAGCAAGGUGAGGAGGGUCACCUGAUCCGCUCUCUGGAAAUGGGAGGUCCAGCUGAACUGGCUGGCAUGAAAGAUGGAGACCGCGUCAUCCGAGUCAACGGGACGUUUGUCGACGGGCUGUCCCACUCUGAGGUCGUGGAGCUGGUGAAGAGCAGCGGAACGUCAGUCACAUUCCACAUCAUGGACGAGACGACGUAUAAGCAGGCAAAAGCGAAGGGGGUCAACCUUUCUGAGCCCCAAAACAAAGCAAACGUGGUUGCUAACGGAGUGGCCAAAGGGGAACAGAAGCCUAAACUCUGCUACUUGGUGAAAUCGGCUUCAGGCUUCGAGUUUUCUCUUUUCUCGAGUAACGAUGAGGACGGUCUUUUCAUGACAGAAGUGAGUCCAGGAGGCGUGGCCUACAAGGCAGGCGUCCGAGCCAAAGACCGCCUGCUGGAGGUCAACGGAGAGAACGUAGAAGACUGCACACACGAGCAGGUGGUGGCUAAAAUCAAACAGGCCGGGAACGCCAUUGUGUUUCUGCUAUUCGAUGACAACGCAGACAAAGUCUGCAGGAGCCAAUAUGCUAAAGUGGGAUCGCGGUCAGCCACUGUCAAGCACCUCCCUCACAAACCGCGUAUCGCCAACCUGACGAAAGGACCUGAAGGAUACGGCUUCAUGCUCAGAGAGGAGCCCCAACAAGCAGGACACUUCAUAAAGGACAUAGACAGAGACAGCCCAGCAGGAAGAGCCGCACUGAAAGAAAUGGACCGCUUGGUUGCAGUGGAUGGCAAAGAGGUGGACAAUUGUAGCCAUGAGCAGGUGGUGGACAUGUUCAGGCAAAGUGGUGGUGAGUGCUGCCUCCUUGUGGUGGACAAAGAAACAGACCAAAUGUAUAAACUGGGAAAAGUUUCUCCGAUAAUUUUCUGGGAGGAGAUGAAGGAUUCCAAUUCGCCCCCCAGUUACACAGAGGUCAUGAACACAGCGACGCCGGCCCAACCUGACGAAGAGGAGGAGGAGGACCUGAAGCCCAAGUUUUGUAGGAUGGAGAAGGCUCCUGAUGGCUAUGGCUUUCACUUGAACGGCAUCCAAGGCGUGUUUGGACAGUUCAUCAAAGAGGUGGUGAAGGGAGGAGCGGCUGACCGAGCAGGUCUGGAGGACGAUGACAUGGUGGUGGAGGUCAACGGAGUAAAUGUGGAGACAAGCAGCCACCACGAGGUGGUGGAAAUGAUCCGCAGAAGUGGAAACUCUCUGGAGAUGCUGGUGGCCAGAAAGAGUGUUUAUGAAAAACUCAAAGCCAAAGGAGUAAACAUCACACGCAUGCUGCUUGGGGAGGAACCCAAGAGUCAAGAACCAACCGCAGACAGUCCAGAAACCAGCAAGAAAGAGAUAGAAAGACCAGAGAGUCCAGCUAAACCAGAAAGACAGAGGACUCCAUCGGUUUCAUCAUCUUCAUCUGCAGAGAGCAUUGAUGAGAGACUCUGAGAGCCCCCACACCCCCCGAUCAGCCCACAUCCGAUUCUGCCGUUAGCUCCAAUGUUUGAUCGCAUGUUUAAGAACAUCCAGUUAAAAUCACAACUAUGGACUUCCAACCAACAU
Oryzias melastigma (Indian medaka) is the source of this 2884-nucleotide messenger RNA. RefSeq names its product PDZ domain containing 1 (gene pdzk1). Gene Ontology annotation, biological process: protein localization to plasma membrane. The record is from RefSeq and is a predicted model, not a curated record. Gene Ontology annotation, molecular function: protein-membrane adaptor activity; signaling receptor binding. Gene Ontology annotation, cellular component: apical plasma membrane. The transcript has 8 exons. NCBI's taxonomy places the organism in Eukaryota, Metazoa, Chordata, Actinopteri, Beloniformes, Adrianichthyidae. The coding region runs from base 1232 to 2770 and encodes 512 amino acids.